This is a messenger RNA of Rubroshorea leprosula, 656 nucleotides long. The record is from the annotation of a GenBank genome assembly. Lineage: Eukaryota; Viridiplantae; Streptophyta; Magnoliopsida; Malvales; Dipterocarpaceae.
ACUAGAGUUGAUAUGGAAUAAGAUGAUUGGUCUGAAUGUAUUGAGUUUUAUUCUAUUCUCAAUUUUGAUGUUGUUACAGAACAUUUGUCUUGCUGAAAACAAUGCCAAUCUUGACAACGAUCUCAAUCAGCUGGUUGAAAAAGGGCCUAACAGUGGAUUCUACAAAACCACAGCAGGGGAGAAGUCAGAUAAGAUUUAUUGUCUUGUGCAGUGUAGAGAGGAUGUUUCUGCAGCAAACUGUGCUAACUGCACAAACCAAACGGUAACUGUUGCCGUGCAGGAUUGCCCCAAGAGCAAAACGUUUAAGGUUUGUUUCACAUGGUGCUAUCUCCAGUAUUCUGACCAGCCAUUCUUUAAUGUGGGGGAUAAACCCUCAGCAGCAAUAUACAAUUGUACCAACGCUGAUGUACCAACACUGAUAACCCAUCUGUUGCAUCCCAAGGGUAGAGGUAUGGUAUGGUCCAGGGCACUAGGGAUAUUAGUCGAGCUAGCUGCAGCAAGUGUUGGAUGCUCAGAGUCAUGACUAUCAGUUCUAUUUCAACAUCUUUACCUCCUCUAAUGAUGCUAAAUUACAGAACUGCAUUAAUCAUUGUUUUGCCUUGAUCUUGAAGUUAUACUUGCAAUAUAUAAAUUAUGAAUGAAACUGAACUAUGGCU